AACCGGCUCCCGUCCCCUUCCAGACUGUGGAAGCUUUGAUCUUUUGCUCUUUGCAAUAAAUCUUGGUGCUGCUUGCUCUUUGGAUCUACACUGCUUUUAUGAGCUGUAAGACUCCCCAGCAAAGGUCGGCAGCUUCACUCCUGAGCCAGUGAGACCACGAACCCACCAGAAGGAAGAAACUCCGAACACAUCUGAACAUCAGAAGGAACAAAUUCCGGACACGCCGCCUUUAAGAACUGUAACACUCAUGUGAGGGACCGCGGCUUCAUUCUUGAAGUCAGUGAGACCAAGAACCCACCAAUUCCGGUCACAGUAUGGUGAGAAAAGGGACAUUUGAACCAUCUCAAAGUAUCUCCCCACAACAUAUUUAUUAAUUACAAAAGGAAAAAUAGUAACUUACAAAAGGAAAAAUAGUAACUUUACAGUGGAGAAACCUGUCAGACACCAUCUUAACCAGUGAUCAAAAUUAACAUGAGUAGUAGUGAGAUAUACCAAUAUCAUCGAGGACACCAUAUCACUUUGUAACAUUCUUGCUAAAAAUACAUAACCUCGAUCUGAUCAUGAGAGUGUAUCAGACAAACCCAAAAUGGAUGACAUUCUACAAAAGCUUGACCAGUACUAUCUAACAGUAUCACAGUCAUAAAAGGCCAAGAAAAGUAUGGAGAUGUCACAGAUUAGCAAAAACUAAGGAGAUAUGAAAACUACAUGCAAUGUGAGAGCCUGGAAGAAAAAAGACAUGAGUAGGAAAACUGGUGAAAUUAAAAUAAUGCCUGUAGAUUAGUUAAUAACAUUAAUUUUCUGGUUUCCAUGAUUGUACAAUGGCUAUGGAAGAUGUUAACAUUAGGGAACCUGGGUGAAGGGCAUUUUUUCUGUAAGUAAAAAUUCCACUUUUGCAAUUUUUUUCUGUAAGUAAAAAUUUAUUUCAAAAAUUUUUAAAGUAAUGUAUGUUCACAAAGGAACAUUAGGAAACAGUAGCAGAAAAAUUUCAACCGUAAUCCUGCUAUUAAAAACAACUGCUGGUCAGGCUUGGUGGCUCACGCCUGUAAUCCCAGCACUUUGGGAGUCCGAGUGGGCAGAUCAUGAGGUCGAGAGAUCGAGACCAUCCUGGCCAACAUGGUGAAACCCCGCCUCUACUAAAAAUUCAAAAAUUAGCUGGGAGUGGUGGCACAUGCCUGUAGUCCCAGCUACUCCGGAGGCUGAGGCAGGAGAAUCUCUUGAACCUGGGAGGCGGAGGUUGCAGUGAGCCGAGAUCUCACAACUGCACUCCAGCCUGGUGACAAAGCGAGACUCCGUCUCAAAAAAAAACGAAAACAACAACAACAAAAAAAACCUGCUUAUGCACAUAUUGAUUUGGCAAAAGAAAAAAACUUGUCAAUAUGCUGAUUCUUUUAGUUAUUAAUAAUGCAAGGAAAGUGUUCUGAGCACUAAGCUCAAAGCACCUCUCUUUGAGCACUCCAAUCUUGUGUAAAAUUGCCACCUCCUACUCCAGAUACCCCUCCUCCAUCCCUACUGUAAGAAUUAAGGAAAGAGGAAAGAAACAUGAAAGCUGGCUUGGCAGUCAAGGACAGGUUUAUUUUCGAGAGGGGCAGCUGUCUGAGUUAGGUCAGAGGCACACUCUUACAGACUAAGAGUUUUUAAGGAUUCAGGGUGGGAGAGUUUAACAGAGGCUUGGACUGCUUCUGUGUCUUUUUGUUGUGCCUAUCUGGAAGGGAGAGUUUCUGUGUCUGUUCCCAUAUAUCUUUCUGCAGCCUCAGGCAUACUCCCCAAGUCUGCUUUUAGCUUUCCUAGCUUAGUGCACCUGAAGGGAAAAGAAUGUGCUUAUUAAGGCUCACUGUUUUACUGGGGCCCAUUUUAUGAGGGUGAGGUUUGGCAGUUGCCAGAGAAACUUUCUCCACACCUCCCUCUCUGCCCGAGCUGUCUUAUCUGUGUUUUAUCUGUGUUUUACUGUCUACUCUUUCUGGCUGUUUGUAGUUAGAAGAGAAAUGAUUUCCUUGAAAUGCAUGAGGCUAGAAAGGGAGCUGGAACUUAAAGUGGUGGUGUUUGUCCGAGAUGACGGUGCUCCUGCCGUGUCACCUACUGCCUCUCUCCCCAUUGCAGUGUCACCACCUAUCACAUGAUGUCAUUUACUAGUAUGUCUUUUGCUGAUUGUCUGUCUCUUUCUGCUUAAGCGGAAGCCCCAUGAAAGUAGAGGUUUCUGUUUGGCUUACUGAGUCCAAGGGCUUGGAUUAGGUCUGGGAUGGAAGAUGAACAAGAGGCCAAUUCAUGGACUUUGAGUUCCUGUAAAACAGCCUGAAAUGAUGGGAAAAGGAGAGGCUCUAUCCAACGUCACCAGAGUCCUUGAGCGUUGGAGUAUUUCUUUCAACUGAAGCCUGGACCAGGGCUAUCCAGAUAUACAGAGAGGGAGGCGGUUCUGCCUAUUGGAGGAACUACUGUUUCCGAAAGUGCAAUGUUUAACAAAGGCAGUGGUCUACCCCGGGGGGAUGAGACCUCUGAACCCUGACAUGGCCAUAAAGCCAACUGCUAUAGGAGUGGCAACCUAGAAUAAGAAGAGUGAAGGAAGCCAACAGAUCCCUGGAGGUUGUGUUAGUUUGCUUCGGCUUUGUAUUAGGUACUUUGUGGCUUACACAACAGACAUUUUAUUGUCUAACAGUUCCAGUGGCAGAAAUCAAAGGGCCCAACAGGGUUGAUUCCUUCUGAGGGCUGUGAGGAUCUGCUCCAUCCCUCUCUUCUAGCUUCCAGUGUUUUCUGGUAAUCUGUGCCAUUCCUUGGCUUGUAGAAGCUUCACCCUGAUCUCUGCCUUCAUCUUUGUAUGGUCUUCUCCCAGUGUGCCUGCCUGUCUCCAAAUUUCCCAUUUUUGUAAUGACAUCUGUCAUCUUGGAUUAGGGCCCAUCCUAGCUGCCCUAGUGACCUCCUCUUAACUAAUUAUAUCUGCAAUUACCCUAUUUCUAAAUAAGAUCACAUUCUAAGGUACCGGGACUCCAACACAGGAAUUGAGAGCGGGAAGGAGGACCACAGUCCAACUCCUUACACAGUCGAGCACUGGAGGUAAAUGGUAUUCUCGAGAGGAAAGCUGUCUGUUGGCUCUUGGGAUAGACUAGGUUAUGCUGCAGCAACUGCCCAUCUCAAUUACCAUCAGCUUAAUACAACAAAAGUCUAUUUCUCACUUACACUAAGACCACUGUGAGCUGCAGGACUUUCUAGGACAACUGUCUUCCGUGCUAUGAUUCUCCACCCCAGAUUGUUUUCAUCUUCUGGUUCUACCAGUGGGGCAGGGAAGGGCUGGGGAGUUGCAUCUCAUAGUCCCCUUGCUGGAGAAACCUGGAAGUGACCCUUCAUACCAAUGCUCAUGUUUUACCAGCCAGCAGCAGGGCCCUAGGUCUCCAUCCCUGCAAGGGGCUCUAGAGUGUAGGGAACAGAUGGAAUGUUCACAAGCACCACAGCCCCUGCCACAGUGACUUUUUUAGGACUGGUAUCGCAGAGUGUUUACUUAAGGCGGUGGAAGCUAAAUUCUUAGCAUGUGCUGGAGAGCAAUGAAAAAGAUAUUUACUUUAUGAAUUAAAGCUGGAGUCAGUGUAAGCCCGAAGGCUGAAGGAAAAAGAGCAACAGAUCCAGGGAGCAUUCACCUGCCCUGUCUCCAAACAGGUGGGGAUGGGGAAUAAAGUGAAGGCAGUGCUUUGGUGGGAACUUCAAGGAUAGCCUCUGGCUUUUUCCAGGUUUAGAAGCUCAUAUGGGACAGGGGUGGAGGAAAAGAAGAAAGAGGAAUAAGAAGAGAAAGUUGAGGCCCUGGCCCAAGUUAGUGGGAAGGGAAAUCCACCCCCAUUAAACCCUCUCCCUGGUGGACUGUGGGGUGCACAUGUGAGGCGUGCACAGGUGCUGGAACAUGGUAGAGGCCCAGGACAUACUUCCUGUGAAUGAAUGAUUGAGCGGCUGAAUGAAUGAGUACCACUAAAAGCCCUCUCUUCUAUUCCCAAAUGCCACAUUGAACAGAAGAAGGGAGCAAUCCUUGCUCAGCAAUUGGUGGUCCCUUUGGGUGUGCAAAUGAGUCCACAGCCUGCAACAGCAGACAGUCUCUGCCCCCCUUAGAGGUGAUUGCAGGGAGGUGGCUGACCGUUGAUCACACCCAGAGCUGGUUAUGGGAAUUUACUCCAUGGAAAGACUGCAAAACUCCCUGAAAUGUGUUUUGGCAUCAGCUACUGACACGUAAGGUUUCCCAGUCCUCAACUGUGUCCUGCCAGCUGAUGAGGGGAAGGAAAGGGAUUACUUAGGGGUAUGGGCGACCAAUCCUGAGUCCACCAACUGACCACGCCCAUCCCCAGCCUUGUGCCUCACCUACCCCCAACCUCCCAGAGGGAGCGGCUAUUUAAGGGGAGCAGGAGUGCAGAACAAACAAGACGGCCUGGGGAUACAACUCUGGAGUCCUCUGAGAGAGCCACCAAGGAGGUGCAGGGGAGCGACGGCCGGGGCAGAAGUUGAGACCACCCCGCAGAGGAGCUAGGCCAGUCCAUCUGCAUUUGUCACCCAAGAACUCUUACCAUGAAGACCCUCCUACUGUUGGCAGUGAUCAUGAUCUUUGGCCUACUGCAGGCCCAUGGGGAUUUGGUGAAUUUCCGCAGAAUGAUCAAGUUGACAACAGGAAAGGAAGCCGCACUCAGUUAUGGCUUCUACGGCUGCCACUGUGGCGUGGGUGGCAAAGGAUCCCCCAAGGAUGCAACGGAUCGCUGCUGUGUCACUCAUGACUGUUGCUACAAACGUCUGGAGAAACGUGGAUGUGGCACCAAAUUUCUGAGCUACAAGUUUAGCAACGUGGGGAGCAGAAUCACCUGUGCAAAACAGGACUCCUGCAGAAGUCAACUGUGUGAGUGUGAUAAGGCUGCUGCCAACUGUUUUGCUAGAAACAAGACGACCUACAAUAAAAAGUACCAGUACUAUUCCAAUAAACACUGCAGAGGGAGCACCCCUCGUUGCUGAGUCCCCUCUUCCCUGGAAACCUUCCACCCAAUGCUGAAUUUCCCUCUCUCAUACCCUCCCUCCCUACCCUAACCAAGUUCCUUGGCCAUGCAGAAAGCAUCGCUCACCCAUCCUAGAGGCCAGGCAGGAGCCCUUCUAUACCCACCCAGAAUGAGACACCCAGCAGAUUUCCAGCCUUCCGCUGCUCUCCUCCACCUCAACUAUGUGCUUAACCAAAGAAGCUGUACUCCGGGGGGUCUCUUCUGAAUAAAGCAAUUAGCAAAUCAUGUA
Molecule: messenger RNA, 5238 nt
Organism: Gorilla gorilla gorilla (western lowland gorilla)
Lineage: Eukaryota; Metazoa; Chordata; Mammalia; Primates; Hominidae
Gene: PLA2G2A
Product: phospholipase A2 group IIA
Exons: 5
Coding region: 4534-4968 (144 amino acids)
Biological process (GO): lipid catabolic process; arachidonate secretion; negative regulation of T cell proliferation
Molecular function (GO): phospholipid binding; calcium ion binding
Source: RefSeq, a predicted model, not a curated record